Molecule: messenger RNA, 672 nt
Organism: Strongyloides ratti
Lineage: Eukaryota; Metazoa; Nematoda; Chromadorea; Rhabditida; Strongyloididae
Product: CAP domain-containing protein
Exons: 2
Coding region: 1-672 (223 amino acids)
Source: RefSeq, a predicted model, not a curated record
AUGACUUUUUUACUAAUAUUAUUAUUUAAUAUUUAUUGCAUUUUUUCUACUUCUAGUUACAUUAAUAAUCCUAGAAAAACAGUAAAUAAUUUUGGAUUUCAUCAACCAAAUUAUUUACAUCGAGGAAUUCAAAAUAAAGAUCAAAAAUUUAUUAGGAAAUUGAAGCCAAGUAGUUUUAGUAAUUUAGUAUGGAGUAAAAUAUGGAACCAUUGCAAUUAUGUUUGUUAUUCAAGUUCAAAUUUUUUAAAAUUGAAAACAAAACUUCUAGCAGAAAUGAAUGCUUAUAGAAGGCAUAAUCAUGCUUCUCCAUUGAAAUUAAAUCAACAUCUUAGCACAAAAGCACAACAACAUGCUAAAGCCUAUGCUUCUUCUAGAGUAUUAUAUAAAAUUAUUCAUAUGAGAAAAUAUGGUGAACUUGUAGUAGUAUCUCAAAAAAAUAAUGCAAUUCAAAUUGCAAGAAAUUGGUAUAUAAAAGGUGAUAAUUAUAAUUAUAAAAAUAGUAGAAGCCAAAAUAAAUAUUUUGAUGAAUUUACACAAUUAGUAUGGAAAAGUAGUACAAAUAUAGGUAUUGGAAUUGCACAAAAAAAAUAUCAUCUUGUUGUUGUUUGCCUCUUUAAUCCACCAGGUAAUAAAAGAAAUCAAUAUAUUUCCAAUGUUCUUCCUCCAAAUUAA